Molecule: messenger RNA, 9356 nt
Organism: Bombus huntii
Lineage: Eukaryota; Metazoa; Arthropoda; Insecta; Hymenoptera; Apidae
Product: lateral signaling target protein 2 homolog
Exons: 4
Coding region: 3400-4428 (342 amino acids)
Source: RefSeq, a predicted model, not a curated record
CAGACCGGCCACCUGCCUACCAACCCUGUCUGCUCCACGACGCUUCCCAGUAUUCGAGCGAUCGCUAGAACUCGCGCACGCAAUUCCUUCGGCCGGGGAUGUGCGUAGAUCGCGCCAUCGCAUCGACACACAUCGUACUACGGAACUACGUGCGACCUAACGUAGUGGCAACGUGCUCGAGGUGACGUGCCGUGUCUCUGUAACCGUGUCCGUGUCCGUUUUCGUGCUCUUUGCCCCCGUGUUCGGUACACGCCACCCCCAAAAUUUCCACCCAACUACGAUACAGGACCGCGAGAAGUCACUGUCGCCGUCGUACGUCGCCUGUUCGUAACGCCACCGCUUACCCGAGCUAUGGAUCCGCCGGAAGUCACUGUGCUGGUAUCCUACGAGUGCCCCUAAAGGACACGAUCCUUGUGCAAUCGCGACGGAUGUCGGAGAUGCUACGAAUUCUCAACUUCCUCGUCAGCAGGCCUUUUAACUUCGUAUCGCAGGUUUCCACUGAAAUCUUUCAGCUUCGAUUUCGGUUUAUGCGACACGAUGCGACGUUUCCCAUUUCUUUUUGCUAUUUAAUCACGCCGUCUUAUUUGGAAGAGAUGCCGGAUGGAAGUUUGGAUGAUUCGAGAGGAGACUCGAAAUCGCCAAGUUCGUAAAAGGUCAAAGAUAUAGGUUGUAUCGUACUUGAAAAUUACAAUUCGAGGUGCAUGUUGGGUAUUUCGAGGAUGAUUAAUGACCUUGUCGAAGUAGACUCCAUAUAAACGGUAUUUGUGGUCGUUUACAUGAGAAAGCACGUUAACGUUUACCGGCUUUAAUAGGUCAAACGAGGUGCCGUGCACUCUUUGCGCUUGACUUUCGCAGGCAACGAUGCUCGUUUCGAUUCCCCGUCAGCGUUUCUCUUCUUAAAGAUAUUACCAACGAUGCGAAAAUUUGCAACUUUCGUCGAGUCGAUCGUUGCACGUUAAAGAAUUGCAAUCGCUCGUUGUAUGAGAAGAGUCGUUAGAGGCAUUGCAGAAGAUACGAAGAUUUUCAACUUUCAUCAAGUCGAUCGUUACACGAUGAGGAAUUUUUAUCGUUCAUUGUAUCGGAAGACUCGUUAAGGACGUUAUAGAUAGUACGAAAAUUUGCCACUUUCGUCAAAUCGAUUAUAGUAAGAUAAGAAAUUUUGGUCGUUCGUUAUACCGGAAGACUUAUCAAAGAUACCGAAAGCUCUGCGAAAAUCCGCAAUUUUCUUCGGAUCUGUUAUUAAACGAUUUCACAGAGAUCUCGAUCGGAUAGAAAGAAAAUCACUUUAUUGGAAUUACGUGUUUUGCCGCGUCUCGAUCGACUUGGAAAGUAUUUUUUAACCUAAUCAAACUUUCGAUGCAAGCAUCAACCAACAAGAAACUAGUAAUCAAAGCUUGCAGGAUAAAGGGAGAAACACGUGCUAAUCGCAUUAACGAACUUCGCUAAUACAGAAGUGACUGUUUACACGUACCUCGACGUUCAACCCCUGAUCCUGUUAAGCCGAGAAAUAAAAUCGUUUUCUCGUGAUUUUGUCGUCUCUUCGACUGCGGUUAACGAAACCAACGAACCAAGUACUAUUUGUUCGAACGAUGCGAUACGGUGCGAAUAAGACUGGUAACGAGUGAACGUGGAUAAUUACCGUAUUAUCGAAUGAAUUUUUAUCGUAGAUUUCACAGUGAUAAUUCAGAGUGAUAGCCUCCCUCGAUCUUUGCUUCUUGACAUCCGCCCCCUUCUCCUCUCCCAGUUUCGACAACAUACUUGACACAAACACGGGCCACCGGUGUUUCACAGCGAACGCUGCCUGACAUGGCUACGUGUUUCGACCAAUCUUCGUUUCGCGCUUCACAAAGGAACGAGGUCAUUAGGUACGCGAGAAACCAGGAAGGGUCGAGGGAAGUUGGUCACGCGAGAAUAAGCUGCCGCAGCACUUUUGUCGGGGCCUUUCUUUUAUUUCGGAAGGAUGUCACCACGGUCAAUCCUUCGUAGUUGGAUAUUUCUAUCGAGUCGACGCUCUCCGAACUGUACGAUCGAUCGAGAUCGCUCGCCAAUUUCUUUCAAUGGGUAGCUGUUAUGCGAACGAUCGAGUGGAACGUUUAUAUUGGAGUCAACGGUUUCGAAGCCAUAGGAGAAUGGACGUUUUAAUGCGAUUGAAACGGUUGACAAUCCGAUCUAUCGCUUCUGGUCACUCGUAAACCGAUUGCAACGGUACUAAUUCUGGUAAAUCGUCACCUACGAUGGAGGCAGAAAUCGAAUUCGGGGAGCGAAUUCUACAGAACUGCACUCGCCAAAUUAAAUACGAACUCGUCAACUUGUUAAAGAGUACAAUUUUUUUGAUAACUGUUGUUAGAUAAUGUGCACCGACGGUGAAUCGUCGAUCGAUUAAACCAAAGGUAGAAGUUGGUCGAAGUAAGAGAAAGGGAAAGCGCUUAUUAAGGGAUCGUCCGGCAUAUUUUUUAUUCGUGCUUAAAAAGAUCCUUAAACAGAGAUCGAGUUCGAGGUAAUAGAUCGAGCUGCUGUUCAAAUUCCUACGACGAAACGAAAUACACCGCGUCAAAAUACAGAGGGAAGCGUAAACUAAAAGAUAAGAAUAAUUUUGAUCCCGACGUAACGACCUUCUUUUUUAAUUAAACGAGUCGCUUAUCUCAUUCCCACGCGAUGGUUGAAAUUUUAAUGUACAAGAUAGAAGAAUACGAAAAGAAAGUUUUUCACAGUUGCUCGCUUCCAAUUGGGGCAAUUAGGUUUCUCGAAAACGAACGGUCACGAAAAAUGAAGUUAACCCGAUGAAACAAAGGUUAUUCCGCCAAAAAGGAAACGAAAAAUUAUCUUUAUAUUUAUGGAAGACUUACUCGGACGUCAUUCGUGUUAAUGGGAAGCUACUCUAGCGAAUGCUACUUGGGCGAAGAAAAAGAAGAAGAAGAAGAAAAUAAGAAGCAGAAGGAAAUACGAAUAAAGACCGUAUUAUUAAUGGUCUAAUGACUUCUCCGGUGAACCCCAUUGAUCGUGGAUCAUUACGGAAUUACAAGGCACGAAACGUGCAAGAUUCGUGUUUUCUUUCUUCCGAGAGCUAUCAGAUGUGACGUUAAAUCGACAAGUAUAAUUUGCGUGGGAAAUUGCGAAACGUCCUCGUUUGGUCGACGCGUUUCCUCAGAUACGAAGGAUGAAAGCGAAGCUGCGGAAUAGAGAAAGAUAAUCAGCUUCAUGUUGUCCCGAUUUAUACGAGAGCUUUCAGUGGAUAGUGUCGUGGAAGAAAGAGGAAAGAAGAAGGUGGGGUCGAACUCUAGCGUGUCGGUUUUGUGACCGUUUGCUCAGCGGGCUUUGGAAAAGUCCCGCGACGGUUCCUAUUACAAAGUGGUCACCAUCGAGGGUGGUGAACGUAAUGUGACAACUGUAGGUGAAGAGAUGACGGUGACUCCGUCGACUUCCGAUGUCGCUGACAAGGCAGUCUCGACGGACGAUGGUGGCAGUGGAAUGGAGGUGGCACGUCUCGAAGCCGUCCUCGCUGCUCUGGUGGAAACGAAGGUGGAGGCGAUUAAAGCUUCCUCGGCUUUGAGCAAGCGUUCCGGUAGCGCACCGGCUAGUCCUCGUCGGCUUAGACUGACUUCAACAUCGACUGCCUCCUCUUCGCUGAAUCACCAACAUCGAAGAAAGGGUCAUCAUCAUCAUCAUCAUCACCAUCACCAUCAUCACCACCACCAUCAUCAUCGUAAGAGGCACGAUUCCGCUCCGUGCAACGACUUCAUUGGAGACGCUACGGAACAUCACGAACAUAAUGUCCAUCACGGUAAAACGAGGCGACGAGCAUCGGAAAGUCCACGACGUCCGAGGAAAAAGCGCAAACACUCGAAAAGCCCGAAUAUUCUUCACGGCGUAGUACAGGACGUCCAAACGGGUCUUGAUUCGCGUUUAGAACUUUUUGGAAUGGACGGUGAUCAGGAUCUUGCAUUGAUAAACUUCGAGAGAACUCGAGAAACUCUCAGCGAUUCCUGCGAAUACUCGCAGUUGCACCGAAGUGCCUCCUACUUUCCCCAAAGUACAGCUCAAUUAAAGAUCCACUACGACGACGACGAUUAUGUGGCGUUGAACAUAGCGGACGAGCUGGAAGAAGAGGAGAUCUUGAGCGGUACCGAAAAGAUCGAGGCACCUCGGGCGAAAUAUCAUCGGCCCCGCAGAAAGAGGAAACGGAAACGACGUAAAGUUAUCAAUACGGGUCCUCAAGAAGAACUCGUUGACCCCGAAGAACUUCCACCACGCGCUCGUUGGACGAUCGUUGCGACAGCCUGCCUCCUUCUUACAAUGUCUUUACUCUUAGUCGGAGUUACGCUCAGAAUGGCACCAAUCAUCGACGAUAUGGUGCGCAGAGAGAACGAGGAACUGUUGAAUUCUCUGAACAGAGUUUUCGUGACCGAAAACUCGACAAUGCCUCUCUAAAGAAGACGUUCUAAGGCAAAAGAAUGGCUUGUUUUGAUGCGCCUUUCGAAGAAGUUUGGCAAGACGACAGAAGAAAAAGAGAGCGGAAGAAGCGGAAAAGUAUCGCGAGGAAAAGCUUAACUUCCAAGUGCCAGGAUCGGAGGUCGUUUCUCAAAAGCAGGCAAAGUUUUAUUACGAUUCCAUUUUACCCGAAACAUCUUAGAUAUAGCGGGAAACAGGUCGAAUUUAAUUUGUCAAUGUCGACGCGGCACGAGGCCAAUUUUUCGACUCGACCGAUAAAAUACGAAUUUCGAACUAUCCGUACAAUCGGAUAGAGUCCUAUAAUUUUAACCUCGUUGUUUCGAACGUACGUCCAUCUCUCUUUUUCAUUCAAUUAUAUAAUUUGGAGGACAUUCUCGGAAAGAGUCAAGUAUAGGUAUAAUCGCGUCGAGAAUGAAAAAAGCGUAUUAAAGAAAAUGACGAAAAUCUGAAAAAAAAUUUACUCGCGAUCAUCGUACAUACAUACGUCGCCUUUGUUAGCUCGUUAUUGUUAUUGGCGCGGUAAAUGGAUGACCGUGUGAGCCUUGUUACGAUGUAUGAAACUGCGCUGUACGUUCUUUCAAUGCACGAAAAUUUUAUUCGAAAUAACAAAUGUAAUCCGACUCGUUUUGCGGAAUAGAUUUCGUAUACCGACAACGAAAAGAGAUGUUUAAAAGACGUUCGUGAAACUCGAUUUAAAUUCCUUGUUGGAAAAAGAAAUCAAAAUAUCGGUAUUUCUAGCGUUGUUCUAUGGAUACGUGUAAAUGACAGUUUGUUACAGAUUUCCCUUUACGUUUAUUCUUAUUUCGUUUCAAGGUAUUACAUUAGUGAACGAAGUUAGAUAAUAUUAUUUUUUUUUUUUUUUUAGUUGUAUAACACUAGAUUAAAAUCUAUUUCAAUCGUGAUUUACUAGCUUUAAGUGUUAUAUAGUAAUUCACAUGAAAUUAUUAAUGAUUAAGGAAUAAAAUUAUGGAUUUAUCUAUCCCUUUUUUUAAAUCGUUAGUCUUUCGAUCGUGCAAAUUUAUUUUCGCGUAGGACUGCAAUGUAUUUUUAGAAUUUUCAUUGUAAAAGUCUUCCACUUUAGAGGAAAUUAACGUGACAAAUAGUUGUUAAGAAGAGAAACUGCUCGGUUCCUUUUUCCCAAGGAAUGUACUCAUGAAUGACAGAUCUUUCGAAUUAAAUAUUUAUUACGAAGCAUUGAUCGUUAGAAAAGUAGCCAGAGUAAUCGUUGUUGUCAAUUGUUUGUAAAAUACAAGCUGUCGGAUGUUUGGAGAAAGGGCGUUCAUUAAAGAAUUGUAUUAUCUUAAUAUCGCUUUAAGGGGAAUUUAAACGAGAUUUAGUUAACAAGAAUAUUAUCGCGAUUAAAAAAUUUCUCUGCUCGACAGCAUUCUCGUAUUCAAAACUUAUUAAUUUUAACGAUCAGAGAAUGGUCUUCUUUGCAAAACGGUUAAACGAAUAUAAUUAUUUGUUCUCCUACGCACUUAUAUAUUUUACCGUACGUAUAUGCACACAGAGUUAAUUUCUAUAAAAAAAUUCUAUGAAAUAAUCGCGACAAUUUUCUUGUUAAUACAUGCAAUUCACCCUUGGAUAAUAGUAUUAUAUCGUGGUAGAUGUAAUUAUCGCACGCAUAAUUGAAAUCGUGCAAAAUAAUACAAAUAUAAUGUCCGAGAUGACAAAUUUAUCGAUGAUUAUAAUGUUUGAUUUUGAUUGUUUGUCCAUAAGACGCAUAUCAAGAUCGGCUGCGUACCAAUGAAACAAUAGCUUUAUCGCAACUACAUUAUUCGAGGAAAUCUUAUGCAUGUCACAUUUCUUAUCGUCAUUCGAGAUUUAGUCGCAGUCAAAGGACGAAUUUGAUCAUUGGCAAGCAUCGUUUAACUACGAUAUAAGCCGGUAGUUUCUGAGACCUCGCCUUUUAGAAAUAAUAAUUUAACAAGUAAAACGUAACUCUGAAUUUUGCCAAAAAGAUAUCGUAAAUCGUGAAAGGAACGUUCGACACGAUGUAACGAUUAAUUGAUUAAUUGUCGAAACGAUGGAUUGAAACGAUGUCGUACGAGAAUUCGAUUUAAGAGGAAUUAAUUGAUAAUUGACGUGAUGCAUUACUAUUUUUCUCGAUCGAAGCAAAUCGAUCUUUCACGAAUUCAACUCGUGCGAAAUACGACACGUGUGUGAUUCCGCUCAAUCCGAACAAGUCGAAAUAAAAGUUACUUUUCUAGUGUAUACGCAAUUAAUUCGCAUUGUACGUAUACACCAUUACUAUUGAUUAAAAAUCGAAAAUAAUAUCAAUGAAAAAAAACAUAUAUAUAUAUCGAUACGUGUAAUUUGUUACACGAAGAAUAAAACGAUAUCGAAAUAAUCGUGUCGAAAUAUGAACGAACCGUAAAAGAUAAUGUUUACUAGGUUAUAAUUCAUACGUACUUUGUAAUAUCGAAUAAUACGCGUUAUUAGAGAUUAACGAUAUAUGUUAUAUGAAUAUUUAGUUUAGCAUAAAAUAUUAGCAAUCACACUGUGAAAUGAUAUUUAAGCAUAAUUCGAUAAAUGAAUUGUUUUAUCCAUCGAUACUCGACCAAUUUCUAUCUUGUCAAUUCUUGUCUUUUACGCCGAAUUAUCAAUUUUGCUAAUAUACUAUUUCUCUUAUUAUUCUAAAGGCAGCCGUCCUCAGGAAAUGUUGCUCUUCUCAGGAGACGGAAAGGUCGAACAGGCAAGCUUAUGUCGCGAGAUUCUUCGAAAUUAAAGAUCAUAUUCAGAGAAUCAUUUGUUCAUAGAAUAUUUCAUUACGUUAUUAAAUUGAGAAAAAAUUUUACGUAAUAGCUCUGUAAGUCUUUUCUCCACUGUAAGCUUUUUGUUCCUUAUGAGAUCAUUUUAUCACUUCUUUCGAUUGUCAGUAGCAGAGCCUUUCAAACUAAUAGUCAAUUCUUCAUCAUCGAUUCUUUAAAUGUAUUUGUUAAGAUCGAUUCGAUAUUAUUUUUAUGGUCGUAAAGGCACUCUCUGAAUAUGCAUCCCAGCGCAUUCUAUCGAAAUUGUUGAAUAGAUAAGUUAAAUUUUUAAAGUAUAGCACUCUUUAAAGAAAUGUUGUAUAGAAAACAAUGGCCGAUUAUCGAGGUAUUAUCGAAGCUUUCGAAAAUGUAUUUGCGUCGCACAAUCCAUCAUCGAUCCUGCUCGUCGAUAUUUUCCAAUAUCUCGUAGGGCUAGGUGAUUGUAUCUCGAAAAACAAGGGAUUAUCGACCUCGUAAGAUGAUUUUUUAUCUUCUCUUCUUUACGUGAAAAUCGAAAAUUCAAUCGUGACGAGUACAAUUCUCGACGACCCGUUGCACUUUGUUAGACGACGAGUAAAACGUUGUUACGAACAGCGAGUGUAAUCAUCGGUACUUACGCUAGCUACGUGUAGAGUUACAACUGUAAUCGUAGAUCGUUCGUACAUUCUGGCCGGCAUUGUCGAGACAAUUUCGCGGUCAAUAUGUUUAGUAGGCCAUCGCUAUAGAUAUUUAUCGUGCGCAUUUUCUAAAAAAAAAUAUAAGACCCGUUUUUCUACUUGAAAUCCAUCUGGAUAUUUUCGCUAUUACGAAUAAGCAACAAACGUUAAGUUAUUGAUUUCUGACACAGAACACGGUUUAACAUCAAAGAGCAAGAAGAGGAUGAAUACAGUACUUCUUGGAAAAGUGAUCGUCAAGGGAUCUAAUUACGACCAACUAAUCGGAGCGAGGUGCUAUAGGCAGACUAGGUCUAGCAAUCUUAUGGAUUUUAAAUAUCAUGAAACGUUCUCUACCGAGCGAUACGUCGUGGUGUGUAAAAAAUUGAUUGCUACAGCCUAUGCUCUGUCGUAGCGAUCUUGCACGACGUGUGUCGCAAUUUCACAUAUAUACCUAUAAAAUAUGCUAGUUGUAUAGACGAAUUGAACAUAUUACGUUGUGUAUCGCACGUGUAAUACUGGUCGUUGGUAGAAUAUUCACAAUAGACUUCGUGGCGGUUCGUGUACGCUCGCCACUAGAGGAACUCGCAUCAAACCAAUUUUCGAAACUAUGCCUUUCAUACAGCAAGUAUGUCCUCUUAUGUAAUCUCCACCAUCCAGCUAUUCAAGAAUUUAAAGCUCGCUGAAUGGCAAGUUUUAUUCCGACGAGUUCGCUAGGAGACGCUAAAGUUUAGCCUAAACGCAUCUUCCUAAUUCUUUCUCAUUCGUUCGUCCUUUUCUCUUUCUCUGUUUCUCUAUUUUCUGUUGCGUCUUAUAUUUGGACGACAGUUUUGUGUCCAUAAAAAAUUCAUCGGAAUCUCAAAGAAUUAUUGUUCGAGCGAAGAAUACCGCUUGUAGCGAAAAGGAAGAAACGUGACGAGGAAAAAUGUGAUCACUUAUGCCAGAGGUACUGUGUACAGUAUAAAUACAAUAUUAUACGCAGACGCAUAACGAAUGAUUUUCAUUUCUCUAACAAACGAGUAUAAAGUUUCGAUUACAAUGAUGUUACUUGCUUUUUCUCUUUACGUUGUUUAUUCUAACAAUAUUUCUACAAUUUAUCGAACGUUAGUUAUAAUUUAAUUUCAUACGUUAAAUGUUUCAUUCGUUAUGGUUGAAUAUUUACAACGUCGUCUUUUACUUUAGUAUUUUAUAGGCAAUAUUUUUAAUAUCACCGUCAACAGACUUUUUCCAACCGAGAGAGAAAGUAUUUAGCAUUGCAUAGCUUGUGAUAUGCAACGUGUACGUGUGUGUGCGUCUGUAUAUACGUGGGAAUGGUUCGAGUAUAAAAAAUCCUCCUAACGUUCUCGGUUGAAGAGAAACGCAGAGACGCAGAUCAAACAAUUUGGCCUAACGCGAAAAGUUUCUGCCGUUAGUUUCAUCUUUUGACGAGUGUGAAUCUGUAAUUGAGAGGAGCGAUGAUGUGGUCUUGACUCACGAUACGUAUACAGGGUGUUAAAAAAAUGAA